This is a messenger RNA of Pyrus x bretschneideri (Chinese white pear), 1273 nucleotides long. RefSeq names its product chitinase-like protein 2. The coding region runs from base 53 to 1021 and encodes 322 amino acids. Gene Ontology annotation, molecular function: chitinase activity. The record is from RefSeq and is a predicted model, not a curated record. The transcript has 3 exons. Lineage: Eukaryota; Viridiplantae; Streptophyta; Magnoliopsida; Rosales; Rosaceae. Gene Ontology annotation, biological process: carbohydrate metabolic process; cell wall macromolecule catabolic process; chitin catabolic process.
UCCAUUUCCACCUUCACCAUCCCACAACACAAAAAUAAUCAAAGGAAAACAUAUGGAGAAAAAAUGGCUUCUGCUUUUCUCAGUGGCAGCUGCAAUGCUGCUAGCGAUCGACGUUGUGAACGGUCAAGAGGAUUCAGCGGUGAAGCCGUUGGUGAAGAUAGUGAAGGGCAAGAAGGUGUGUGACAAAGGGUGGGAGUGUAAAGGAUGGUCUGUUUAUUGUUGUAACCAGACCAUUUCUGACUACUUCCAAGCUUACCACUUUGAGGACCUUUUCUCCAAGCGUAACUCGCCGGUGGCGCACGCUGUGGGAUUCUGGGACUACCACUCUUUCAUCACCGCUGCUGCCGAUUACCAGCCUCAUGGAUUUGGUACCACAGGUGGCAAGCUCCAGGGGAUGAAGGAAGUUGCAGCUUUUCUUGGGCAUGUUGGCAGCAAAACUACGUGUGGCUAUGGGGUUGCCACGGGAGGACCAUUGGCUUGGGGUCUAUGCUACAACAAGGAAAUGAGCCCUAGUCAGUUAUACUGUGAUGACUACUACAAAUACACUUACCCCUGCUCUCCUGGUGCUUCAUACCAUGGCCGUGGUGCCUUGCCACUCUAUUGGAACUACAACUACGGAGAAACAGGUCAAGCCCUAAAGGUGGACUUAUUAAACCAUCCAGAAUACAUAGAACAAAAUGCAACCCUAGCCUUCCAGGCUGCAAUCUGGAGGUGGAUGACGCCAGUGAAGAAGAACAUCCCUUCAGCCCACGAUGUCUUUGUCGGCAAAUGGAAGCCAACCAAGAACGACACUUUAUCCAAAAGAGUUCCUGGCUUUGGCACCACCAUCAAUGUGCUCUAUGGGGACCAAGUCUGUGGCCAAGGUGACGUUGACUCCAUGAACAACAUCGUCUCCCAUUACCUGUAUUACCUUGACAAAAUCGGGGUUGGCCGCGAAGAGGCUGGUCCUCAUGACGUGCUCAGCUGCGCUGAACAGAAGGCUUUUCAACCUUCAUCAUCUUCUUCGUCUUCGUCUUCUUGAGGUUUUUGUUCGAUUUGUUUCGAGACUUGUGGAUUGAAGAGGAAGAAAAAUGAAGACAAUAUAUUUCAACUUUAUCUUUGUGUGAAGGUGCAGUAAGCAUGCACUGUUAUUAUUUUGUGUAAAUUUUGUUAUUUGUGGUUUACCUAAAUAUUAUUAUCUGCAACUAUGCGAUUUUAAUUCUACGUGAAACCAUGUUUUAGUUGUAUAAUGUAUAUACUCAAAACUCUUCAAUCCCAUUUUUGGUUGGAACCU